AGCUGCCUGUUCUUUCUGAGCCGGUGUCUUUCUAUAAUUCAGCACUGCAGGUCGGACAGCGCCUUCUCUUCCGCUGCACUCGGGCUGCAACUUCCUAGAACCCAGUCCAGUCCAUUAUAAUCUUCCACAGAUCUGAGCUGUGACCCGUCUCCGUCCCAUCUUGCUGGGCCAAAAUUCAACCAAAAUUUGAACUCAUAUAUCGGGACUCGAAUCUUUCUUUUUGCAGGCGGCUCCCUGCUCCUCUUGGUUUCAAGUUGUUUUAUCUGUCGACUACCAUCUCUAUGAAGAAGUAACCAGAGUUCAGUGGCUCAUAGAUCGGGUGCCGGUUACCUUCUACGUUGCUAUUUAGGAAUCAGUACUGCAAAUCCAGCCAUUGAUUUCUGGCAAGCAACUUUCAUAAGUAAGGAGCCCCAGUCCAAGCGCACUGCCUCCAGGUGCAGCUCGGGCAACAUGUUUUAUUUUCACUGCCCUCCGCAGCUGGAAGGUUCGCCUCCUUUUGGGGCUCACUCUGCUUCAGAGUUUGAUGAUGGCUUUCUGCGCAGAAAACAACGGAGGAACCGAACCACAUUCACACUGCAACAGCUGGAAGCCCUAGAAGCUGUGUUUGCCCAGACACACUAUCCUGAUGUGUUUACCAGAGAAGAGCUUGCAAUGAAAAUUAACCUCACGGAAGCUAGAGUACAGGUGUGGUUCCAAAACCGCAGAGCAAAGUGGCGAAAAACUGAAAGGGGAAGCUGUGAGCAAGAAGGAGCAAAGGAAACAGCUCCAGAAGUUACCACUGCAGGUAGAAAUCUCAGCCCUCCUUCUUCAGUGGAGCCUGUGAGAGGAAAGAAAGAAACAUUGGAAGCACACCAAAGGUGUCUGUCCCAUGACCGGACUGUGGGUUCAGCAACUUCUUUCUUUCCCUCUUGCCUGCCUGGAGCUCUCCUGAACACAGCAAGUUAUGCUCAAGCUCUGUCGCAUGUUGCAUCUCUGAAGGGCAGUCCCUUGUGUUCUUGCUGUGUAUCCGACCCCUUGGGUCUUUCCUUCUUACCCCCAUACAGUUGCCAAAGUCAUCGCACAGCCAGUGUAGCAGCCCUCCGAAUGAAAGCACGGGAGCAUUCAGAAGCAGUACUCCAAUCUGCACAACUUCUGCCUACAGCAGGCAACAACACUGGAGCAUCAGCUUCUGCCCCUCUUGAGGGAGGACAAGAGAGAGUUCCACAGGCUGAGCAAAGUGACACAGAAAAAAAUGUAUGAGAGUACAUGACAGAGAACACAAUGACAAAAUGUAUCUGACACCCACCGUGAUGUGCAUUGUCUGUAUAGCCUGAAAGAUAGGGCAUGUGAUCUACCUUGUCACUCCCUUAUGGGAAAAACAAACAUCCAUGCUUACUCCAACUAUGAUUCUGCUAUGGGUUCUAGACUUGCUCAAGAUAACUAAGAGUGUUAUGGAUUGGCCCAUUGUUCAACACACAGACUGUGAGUUCAAAUAUUAAAUGCACCCAUAGCAAACAAAGAUUUAGUUUGGGCUUCCAGUGCUCUCAUGAACCACAGUAGAAGAAUUUUGGGUCUUAUGGGUCUUGGUACCCUCAUCAGCUGCUGUCUAUGCUGUAAGAAAAGGCCUAAUUUGCUCAGGCUUAAAUUCAACCAUAUACAGUAUAUUCCCCCCAAUAGAAUCUUAAUAUAUCAAAUAUUUAUUUGUGUAUUUUCCCAUCCAUGAUUUGUUGUGUUAUCUGACACUAAAGGCGUGUUUAUUAACACCGGAGACAAACAUCACCAGUGAUGUUGCCUGUAGCAACCAAUCAGCAAUUAGAUUUGAACAGUCAACUACAAGUUAGAAAACAAAAGUAAAGAUCUGAUUGGUUGCUAUGGGCAACAUCACCAGUGAUGAUUGCCCCUAAGAUUUAAUUGGUCUUAUUGCUGGAGAUGAGCAGAACUCUGAUCCAGUAGUUUUUUUCUUAUUUAAUAUUGUCUAUGGCUUCCCUAAAUUUACCUUUCUCCUCCCAAAUAUCUAAAGGUAAUUCACAAGUAAUUUUAGUUAAAUGAAAGAUGCAAUUUUAGAUGAAAGUGAAGACACAUCCACUUUUGUGUCAUAUAAAUGUGUCAUCUCAAAAAUGUCACCUCAUCUUAUGUGUAAAAUUACAACCAUAGAUGAUUAAGCAUCUCAGGUCUGGCAUUGCCCAGUCAUACUAAACCAUGACUGUAUUUGCUUUUCAUGUGUUUGUGUUUGCAAAGACUUUUGUUUAUACAUAUUUAUGUUUUUUGCAUGCAUAUUGGAAUUCAUGUUUAGAACGAGACUGUACAGUGGGGUGGGGGGUUGCUCUCCUUUCCCUUUUCUCAUACAACUGCAAAAAAUUACUAAAAAUACUUGGUUUAAUCUCCUUACUAUCAGGCAGCAUUAGGAGACAGCCUUGGAGCUCCCUCCAAUGGGAAAGACAGCAUUCUACAUAUGCACUUUAAUAAAUAACAAGUAUUGAUGCAGUACAACUAAUACCAUACUGUUGAUAGCAUAAUUACAAUUUGGGACAUAGGGGGAGUCCUUAAGGGUUGCCACCUGGCUGGUAUUUUUAGCCAAGCUAGUAAAAAUAAUGCAUGAUGCCAAUUUUAUUAAAAAGAAAAAAAGCUAAAAAAUAUAGAAUGGUAUUUUUUGAGAAAAGGUGGUUAACCAAAUUUUCUUGAUAACUAUUCAACCUUGUUUUGGUCUGCCAUCAACAAAUAUUCAUGUCACAUACAUCAGAAUGAAAAAUCUACAUUCAUAGCCAUAUCUGAGUUAAUAGUCCAGUCCUAACAUUUUUGGUGUUAUUUUACCUACCCCAUCAUACCAAUAGUCAAAUAUAAAGAUAAAGGCUUUUAAAAAAUAAUUUCAUAAUUUUCUGAUGGGUGAUAUUUACAUCCCUGGUAUACACAUGUAUUUAUACAUUUUUGGUUUACGUAUGGCCAGAGUUAGCUAUAGGCAGAAUAUGCUAUACCCUAUAGUAAGGACGCAAGCACACACCCACACUAUUUCCUCUUUUCAGUUAGAAUGGAAAAAAAUAUAUAAAAGGAAGAAAAUAUCAUUGACACUCCCAGAGUUAUUUUUCUGAGAUAUGUUUCUGAAAAAAACAAAAAAGUUUGCUUUUGCUUUUCAACCAGUUUGUAUUGCGAGUAGUUGCAAAUACUACCAGCAGGAGGAGCUGCUUGCUUUGAUUUUAUCUAUAAAGAAAGUAAAACACCUGAUACCAAUAAAAUGUAUCUGUAUUAAUGAGAUUUUCCAUUCAACAGACCCACCUGCUACAGCCUGUACCACUGUGUAGAUGAUUAUUUUGUUAUAAUUUGACAAGCCGCAUAUCAUAAAAGCAUCUUGCAUUAUCUGAAACAAAAUAUGUGACUAUGGUUGAUAGCAUUUGUUUCUUCUAAACAAAGUUAAGACUUUGUAUACCUAAGUGUGUUAUGUACCAUAACUAAGGUAACUAAACUUUUUAAUGUUACAUAGUUACCUAUAGUUAAUAUUGGAGGUUUAAAAAAGACAUGCUCGUCAAGUUUACACUUUUACCAAAGUAAAGAGGAAGACACUAUAUCCCGCCUUCAGUUUGCCUUAAAAGGGUAAAACAUUCUUACUUAGACUUUAGAUGUAUCAGUUUUAGUAUUGUGUCCACCUCCAAAACUAGAUCCAAUACAGAACACUGUGGCACACCACUUUGAACCAUGCUUCAGCUUCUAAAUGACAACUCGUUGUACAUGCUCCUUCAAAAAACAUUUUUAUCAAUAAACACAAAGCACCACCACAACCAACAAACCUUAGACUAGGAAGGAGUCUUUAUAGGGCACUGUAUCAAAAGUCUUGGGAAUAUAAGUAUCAUCAUCCUACCUUAGAAAAAGCAAGUAAAUAUGUUUGAUACAGGCUGUCAUUCAUAAAACUAUGCACACUAUUGCUCAACAUGCCAUUCUCCAGAUCUUUAUGUUAACAAGAUUUCCUAAUGAACCUUAAAAAAACAAUAAAACAGGAAUAUAUCAGCGUUCCUCUAAUCUAUUGGUUCCAUACCAGAUAAGUGGAAGUCAAAGAAAAAGACAAAUAAUGGCCUAGUUUAUUCCAUGUUAGCACUCUUUAGGACUGGAGCCCUAUUUACACUAACUUACAUUAAUGUGUAACUACAUUGUUCCAUGUUAGCCACUGAAAAUAUGUUUGGAGUAAGCUGUACUACAGUAUGAGUCUGGCUCCUUUGCCGCAUGCAAUGAGAAAAAUAAAUCAUUCAAGUGUAAGUUCUCAUCUUGUAAAUGUCUCCUUGCUGUCCCUUUUGCAAAAUAAUUAUUUUGCCAAUAGGGAAUUAUUAAAAAAACAAAACAAAAAAAAAACCAACACUUAUUAGUUGUAAUAGCAUGGGCUUACACUAUAAGAAGGGCCUUCAGUUUCUCACUAGUUCCCUCCUCCAGAACCUUAAGUGAGAGGGCAGCAUGAGUUUCUACUGCACAUGAUCCCUUCUUUCUUUGUUCAUGUGCAUAGUAGUAUUAAAAGAGCCUGCCAAUAGAGUUAAUUAUAUGGAAGGAGAGACCUGCUAAACCCU
This is a messenger RNA of Xenopus laevis (African clawed frog), 4523 nucleotides long. It is a transcript of the gene drgx.L, whose product is annotated as dorsal root ganglia homeobox L homeolog. NCBI's taxonomy places the organism in Eukaryota, Metazoa, Chordata, Amphibia, Anura, Pipidae. Gene Ontology annotation, biological process: regulation of DNA-templated transcription; regulation of transcription by RNA polymerase II. The record is from RefSeq and is a predicted model, not a curated record. Gene Ontology annotation, molecular function: DNA binding; DNA-binding transcription factor activity, RNA polymerase II-specific; RNA polymerase II transcription regulatory region sequence-specific DNA binding. The coding region runs from base 451 to 1239 and encodes 262 amino acids. The transcript is spliced from 7 exons. Gene Ontology annotation, cellular component: nucleus.